Molecule: messenger RNA, 2342 nt
Organism: Pseudonaja textilis
Lineage: Eukaryota; Metazoa; Chordata; Lepidosauria; Squamata; Elapidae
Source: RefSeq, a predicted model, not a curated record
GGCCCCUGGCAGCAGCCUCUGCCCUUUUUUGCUUGCUUCGAUUUGUCCAUCGCUUACAAGAUGAUAGGUAUAAGAAUAACACGAGGAAGAAGAAUACAGGAAAGAGCACCCAGAGAGGCCCUCUGCCCAAGAAUCCUCCGGCGGGGGAGGAAAGUCAGCAUUGCCUAUGAGCCCCCAGAGGGAAAUGGGGCAGCAGAGGCCCCCCACGCCAAGAAGCAGAAAUGGGAACCGGCCAACUGGGAGCAGCAGCUGGCCAACAUCCGGGAGAUGCGGAGGCAGAGGAAUGCCCCGGUCGACCAGAUGGGAGCUGGGGCUUGCUUUGACAGGGAGGCCCCUCCGGAGGUGAAGCGCUACCAGAUUCUGCUGUCGCUCAUGCUCUCCAGCCAAACGAAAGACCAGGUGACCUCAGCGGCCAUGAUGCGCCUGCGGGAGCAUGGCCUGACGGUGGAGCGGAUCCUGGAGACGGACGAGGAGGCGCUGGGCCAGCUCAUUUACCCUGUCGGCUUUUGGAGGAACAAGGUGCGAUAUAUCCAGCAAACCACAGCGAUCCUGAAGCGGGACUAUGCCGGUGACAUCCCGGAAACGGUUGCCGAGUUAGUGAAGUUGCCUGGGGUCGGUCCGAAGAUGGCCCACCUGGUGAUGGCCAUUGCCUGGAAGAAUGUCUCUGGGAUCGGUGUGGACACGCACGUACAUCGGAUUUGCAACAGGCUGAAGUGGGCAAAAAAGGAAACAAAACUUCCAGAGGAAACGAGGCAAGCCCUGGAAGAAUGGCUGCCCAGGACUCUCUGGAGUGAGAUAAACUGGCUCCUGGUCGGCUUCGGGCAGCAGAUCUGCUUACCUGUCCGUCCACGUUGCAGCGAGUGCCUCAACAGGAACAUCUGCCCGGCAUCCAUGAAGCGCUGAGGAACACACACACACACACACACACACACACACACCCUGGCCUCUUUGUCUCGGGGCUUCUGCUGCUGGGGAGGAGUUGUUUUACGCCAGGCUGAGGCUUGGAGCCCGUCCCAGGAACUGCAGCGCCUCCCCAGACGAGGUGGUGGUGGGAACGACCGCACGGAGUCCUCCAUGCCCUCCAGCUCUGGGCACAGAAGUGCCAGGCUGGGGUUUCACGCUGCCUCUCGAGCCUCCAUGAAGAGGCUGCUAUCCAGGAAGGAUGGACUUUGCCCAGGAAGCACUUUUAAUAAAUAAGGUAUGUGGGAAGAGACUUAGGCUGGCUUCAUUCAAGUGGGGAAAGGGAAGGAAUGACUGCACAGAUCUGGUGUUUAUCUGUAUUAUACUAAAUAUUUAUAGCUGGUUUCAUCAAUUAAGGGGCAAAAUCUCUCCAAGUGAAAUGGAAACAAACCAUCCGGCAGAAUGCUUGAAGCACCAACAGUCACAGCACAGUACUGGAGAGGGACAGAUUGGGACAGCAGGGAGGGCCGGUCAGUGGGUGCCAAGGCCGGCAUCCUUUCAAGGAAGGACUGGUGCCCAAAGCAAGCGAAACUGGCGCAGCCCGGAUGCUGGAGGAGCCAAAGCCAGCCCAUUGCAGAACUGCAGUCCCCUGGGCUUCCAACAUUCCCCCCCCCCCCGGAUGAUUAAUAGAUUCAGAGUUGGAAGGGACCCAAGAGGUCAUCAAGACCAACUCUCUGCACACUGCAGGAUUCACACCACCAUCCCCAGUAAAAGAUUAAUAGAAUCCUGAGGGUUGGAAGGGACCCAAGAGGCCGUUGUAAUUGUGAGAGAUGCUGGGAACUGCCAAGUGUGCGUCUUGCCCCAAUAGCCAACUCAAGCAGGCAACCGAGUUUCAGGGUGCAAUGGGGUGUAAGAGACCAACUUAGCAUUCUUGCUCUGCUCUUGACUGGUUAGUGGGGACGCAACUCUGCAGACAAGGGCUCACGGCUGAACUAGGAUCAGAGAGGCCUUUGUCCAAAGUGCCAUGGAGAAUUGCUAGGUUCCUGAAGGAAGGAAACCAGCCAUAAAUAAGGCCGGGCUCACCCAGCCCAAGUCAACCUUGCCUGGGUUUUGAGUUUCUCUUCCUCAUACCAGAGUAGCACCUCUUCCCUGUCUGGAAUCUCCAUUCCAGGAAAGUCUAAGACGCGGGAGAACAUUUGUGACAGGGUGAAUCUUGAGAAUUGUUGGGAAAUGUGCUUGGAGGACAAGUUCCCAGGAAGGGGCAAAGAUGGAAAGAAAACAACGGCACCAACACAGCAAAGCCAUGAGAAACCAGUUUUAUUAUUGACAUUAUAGUAUACGUUUUUAAACACAAUGCUUUAAUUAAAGGAGUUCUUUUUUGUCAGUUUUUGUGUGAGAUAAUUUCUAAAAUAUGCAGAAAUCAAGUUACAGAGCUGGCAGGA